GAGGUUGGGGUUGGCGGCGGAGCGGCUGGAGGCGGCAGCGCCGGCCCGGCCCAGCCCGAGUCCGAGCCCGAGGCAGCGCGGCGCGGCGCGAGCCGGGACCCCCCCGCCCCGUCCCGCCCCACCGACCCUGCCCUGCCCUGCCCUGCCCGCGCAGGUGGUGCCGCGGCGCCGCCAGAGGAGGAUCCGCGCCGCCAGCCCCCGCUGCCCGGAGCCGGGACCUCGCGCCAUGGCGGGCUAUGGCUACGGCUACUACCGGGCGGUGAUCUUCACGGCCAUGUUCGCGGGCUACACGCUCUACUACUUCAACAGGAAAACGUUCUCGUUCGUGAUGCCCUCGGUCAUGGCGGAGAUACAGCUGGACAAGGACGACUUGGGCCUCAUCACCAGCAGCCAGUCGGCCGCCUACGCAAUCAGCAAGUUCAUCAGCGGUGUUCUCUCGGAUCAGAUGAGUGCCCGCUGGCUCUUCUCGUCUGGCCUGCUGCUGGUGGGCCUAGUCAACGUGGCCUUCUCCUGGAGCUCGACGGUCGCGGUCUUCUCUGGGCUGUGGUUCCUGAAUGGCUUGGCCCAGGGACUGGGAUGGCCUCCCUGCGGGAAGGUGCUGCGAAAAUGGUUUGAGCCUUCCCAGUUUGGGACAUGGUGGGCAAUCCUCUCCACCAGCAUGAAUCUGGCUGGGGGGCUGGGCCCCAUUGUCGCUGCCCUGAUGGCUCUGAGCUACGACUGGCGCACGACUCUGUCCAUCUCUGGCUUCAUCUGUGUGGGCGCCUCCUUUGUUUGCCUUGCCCUGAUUAAGAAUGAGCCGUCAGAUGUUGGGCUCCCCAGCAUUGAAGCAGGAGCCAGCAAGGGGAAAAAGGGCCCCUCCAGGGACGACAGCACCCUUACAGAGCUGCUGCUCUCGCCAUACCUCUGGGUCCUCUCAACCGGCUACCUGGUGGUUUUUGGAGUGAAAACUUGCUGUACAGACUGGGGUCAGCUCUUCCUGAUCCAGGAGAGAGGACAGUCUGCACUUGUGGGCAGUUCGUAUAUGAGUGCCUUGGAGAUUGGUGGCCUGGUAGGAAGCAUUGCUGCUGGGUACCUUUCUGACAGAGCAGUGGCACGAGUAGGCCUGUCGAGCUAUGGGAACCCUCGGCAUGUGCUCCUUCUUUCCAUGAUGGCUGGGAUGUCUGCUUCCAUGUAUCUUUUCCGGGUCACGGUCACAAGCGAGUCUCCUAAGCUGUGGAUACUGACACUAGGAGCGAUCUUUGGGUUCUCCUCUUACGGACCUAUCGCACUGUUUGGAGUGAUAGCCAACGAGAGUGCGCCUUCCAACCUGUGUGGCACCUCCCAUGCUAUUGUAGCACUAAUGGCAAACGUGGGUGGAUUCCUGGCUGGGCUGCCCUUCAGUACCAUUGCUAAGCACUAUAGCUGGGCCACAGCCUUCUGGGUGGCUGAGAUAACAUGUACCAUCAGCACCGUCGCCUUCUUCUUGCUACGGAACAUCCGCACCAAGAUGGGUCGAAUAACCAAAAAGGCUGACUGAAGCCGAGCCGCUGCUUGUGCAGAUCACAAGAGCAGCUCUUCACCACCUGGUCCGGGACUGUUGCCCAUGAGGGCAACCUCUAUAUGGAUGAAAUAGUUCUGAAUAUGCCUCACUUUCAUUUGUUCAUGUUCCUGUAUUUGAAGGCACAACAGGCUCCACUGGUUUGUGGG
Messenger RNA from Alligator mississippiensis (American alligator), 1686 nucleotides. RefSeq names its product solute carrier family 37 member 4 (gene SLC37A4). The transcript is spliced from 8 exons. The record is from RefSeq and is a predicted model, not a curated record. Gene Ontology annotation, cellular component: endoplasmic reticulum membrane. The coding region runs from base 227 to 1516 and encodes 429 amino acids. Gene Ontology annotation, molecular function: glucose 6-phosphate:phosphate antiporter activity. Gene Ontology annotation, biological process: phosphate ion transmembrane transport; glucose-6-phosphate transport. NCBI's taxonomy places the organism in Eukaryota, Metazoa, Chordata, Crocodylia, Alligatoridae.